AUGAUAUGGCUAACACAAACACAGAAAUUCGGAGUGUUUUUCACUUCUGCAGGAACACUUCUCUUUUUGCUAGGAGUGGUGUCACUCUUUGACGCAGGAUUGCUUGCGAUGGCAAACAUCUCCUUCUUGGUGGGUAUAUUCUUGAUCAUAGGAACACAGAAAACUCUCUACUUUUUCAGCAGGCCUCAAAAAAUGCGUGGAACGAUAUGUUUUGCGAUCGGUAUCAUUCUCAUCUUGACGAAGCACUCCUUCUUUGGGUUCGUCAUUGAGACGUUUGGCAUAUUGGCGCUUUUUGGCGAGUUCUUUGCGACCUUGGUGCAGUUCCUCAGAUCGAUGCCUGUCAUUGGACCGUUUUUGUCGCAUCCAAUGGUGGCACCCGUUGUAGACAAGCUAGCCGGAGUCAGGGUCCUACCAAUAUAA
Molecule: messenger RNA, 420 nt
Organism: Pichia membranifaciens NRRL Y-2026
Lineage: Eukaryota; Fungi; Ascomycota; Pichiomycetes; Pichiales; Pichiaceae
Exons: 1
Coding region: 1-420 (139 amino acids)
Biological process (GO): endoplasmic reticulum to Golgi vesicle-mediated transport; retrograde transport, endosome to Golgi
Cellular component (GO): endoplasmic reticulum; Golgi cis cisterna; Golgi membrane
Source: RefSeq, a predicted model, not a curated record